Arachis ipaensis is the source of this 2667-nucleotide messenger RNA. Its product is annotated as protein CLP1 homolog. Gene Ontology annotation, cellular component: mRNA cleavage factor complex; nucleus. Gene Ontology annotation, molecular function: polynucleotide 5'-hydroxyl-kinase activity. Lineage: Eukaryota; Viridiplantae; Streptophyta; Magnoliopsida; Fabales; Fabaceae. The record is from RefSeq and is a predicted model, not a curated record. Gene Ontology annotation, biological process: tRNA splicing, via endonucleolytic cleavage and ligation; mRNA 3'-end processing.
CUCACUCACCCCCCUCCCCCAACAGUCCAACACACCCUCCUCACGCGUUUUCUCUUCAGAGCCUUUUGGUUUUGCCCUCAAACAAACCCUAGCCAUCUAACCUCCACCACCAGCGCAGGGAGUGAGGCACUACCGCCGUCCGUCGCGCUGUCGUCGUGCUCCAGGUCUCCAACCCCUGUUCAUUCUCACAGUCUCACCAAUUGCAGCUUCUUCGUUGAGAUCGACAUUCGCGUCUGGUUUUCGUCUUCUCAGCCGCGCUUCUGCCGUCGUCAGUCGUCGUGUCCGUCGCCUGAUCGCCAUUGUCCGUCGCACUCAACAGAUCUUCCUCACACUCUGCCCAAACUGCUCAGAUCGAAGGUAAUGGCUUCUCUGCUCCCUCCUCCACGCCGUGCGCCUCCUCUACGUCACCGGAGCCCUUGGUCCUGAGAGUCUCGUGUUCUAUUGUCACGGCGGAGGGCCAUAUACCAACGUCGCCGAUGCCCAGAUUCUAAAGUGGGAAGGAGAUGAAGUUGGUUGGACUUAGUUUGCUGUCACCUGUUCCAAUAGUUUUUUCGGUUGAACCACCGGUUGGACCAAUGAACCAAUGAACCAGUGAUUAGAGCAGUUUGAUGAUCGGUCCGGUUUUCAGAACCUUGGAUUUAACUCAUCCUUAUCCAGAUCUAAAAGUUUGCCCCCUUGUUCGAAGGAGUCGCCAAGUCUAAGACCCUAAUCUCACUUCUCACUUCUCACUUCUCACUUCUCACUCCUCCUGAAGCAUACCCACGCCACCCCCAUCUCUCCUUCUCUCUCAUUCUCAGCUCACCUCGGUUCACCGUCACCACCGCACGCUCGCCGCCGCCGCCGCGUCUCUCGCCGGAUUCUCCGCGUCGUGUGCUCGCGUCUCGCCUCUCUCCUCCGUCUGUGCUCGGCUGCUCGCAUCUCACUGCUCGCCCUCACUGCUCGCUGCUCCCUCCCUCUCUACCCGUCGCCCUCACUGCCCAUCAUUCACUGCUGCCUCCCUCUCUACUCGUCGCCGUCACUGCUGGCCCUCUGCCCUCUUGUCUCCUCUCUGUCUCCCUCUGCAUCUCUCUUCUCUUCUCUUGCUCGGUCCUCUCCCUCUGCGUGCAGCCAAGCGUAUCGAUGGCGAUGGCGCACAGUGGCGGUGCAUCGAGCUCAGGGGUGAAGCAGCAGGUGAAAUUGGAGAAAGAAAGCGAGCUCCGGAUUGAGGUUGGAAACGAUGCUCCUCUUCGCCUUCGUCUUCUCAAUGGAAACGCCGAGAUUUUCGGCACUGAGCUUGCACCCGAAAUUUGGCUCAAUUUCCCUCCCCGACUCAAAUUCGCUGUUUUUACUUGGUAUGGUGCUACCAUUGAAAUGGAAGGUACUACCGAAACUGAUUAUACUGCUGAUGAGACACCAAUGGUAAGCUAUGUUAACGUGCAUGCUAUAUUAGAAGCCAGAAGAACUCGUGCUAAAGCUUCAUCCUCGGGCGAUUCUGAAUCUUCUCAGGGGCCUAGAGUGAUUGUUGUAGGACCUACUGACUCCGGAAAGAGUACCUUGUCGAGGAUGCUUCUUAGCUGGGCGGCUAAGCAGGGUUCGAAGCCUACCUUCGUUGACUUGGAUAUUGGACAGGGAUCUAUAACGAUUCCUGGAUGCAUUGCUGCUACUCCAAUUGAAAUGCCCAUUGACCCUGUUGAAGGAAUUACUCUUGAGAUGCCUCUUGUUUACUUUUUUGGCCAUACAACUCCAAGUAACAAUGUAGAAUUGUAUAAAGUGCUAGUCAAGGAACUUGGGGGGAUGCUAGAGAGACAAUUUGCUGGAAAUGCCGAAUCUCGUGCUUCGGGCAUGGUGAUAAAUACCAUGGGGUGGAUAGAGGGAGUAGGCUAUGAUUUGCUAUUGCAUGCAACUCGUACACUUAAGGCUAAUGUUGUCUUAGUUUUGGGUCAGGAAAAACUGUACAGCAUGCUCAGAGAUGUCCUGAAGGGAGAGCCCAAAGUUGAUGUUGUGAAACUUCAAAGGUCUGGUGGAGUUGUAUCCAGGAAUGUGAAGGUCCGCCAGAAGGCCAGAAGUUUUAGGAUAAGAGAGUACUUCUAUGGCCUUCUUAAUGAUCUCUCUCCACAUUCUAAUAUUGCUAAUUUUAGUGACUUGUGCGUCUAUCGGAUUGGUGGUGGGCCACAGGCUCCUCGCUCAGCCUUGCCAAUUGGAGCAGAACCUGUUGCUGACCCAACAAGAGUUGUUCCUGUGAAUAUAAACCGUGAUUUGCUCCACAUGGUCCUUGCAGUCUCAUUUGCCAAGGAACCUGAAGAGAUCAUUUCAAGCAACGUUGCUGGCUUUAUCUACGUAACAGAUGUUGACAUUCAGAGAAAGAAGAUAACUUACCUUGCACCAUCCGCUGGAGAUCUUCCAAGCAAGUUUUUGAUACUGGGAUCCUUGACAUGGCUUGAGACAUGACCUAAUUAACAGUUUUGUGAUAGGAAAAUAUGUAGUGCUGUUGAUAUUUUUUUGAUAUCUUGAACAGUGAAAUUAUUAGAUGUAAUUUACGACUAUUUUGGGGAGUGCUUAGGAACAAACUUCGUCUUGAGAUUAUUUUGAUUUAUCAAAGCGAUGGUGGAUUGAAGUGGUUAAGAAAAUCAUUGACCAUUGCGUUAUUGGUGAAAAAGAAGCAUGAAAAUUAAUCUCAUUUCAAGAGGA